AUGCUCUCACGUGUUGCUGCAGUCAUGGCACCCCGCACACACAACCGCCGCCGCGUGACCGGAUCCAGCGGAAGGAGGAGGGAAGGAAAGAAGAGUGAGCCGCAGAGGCCCAACAUGUCCCGUCAUGUGUUUGCUUCUGCGGUGCUGCUGCUCGUCGUCGUGAUGACUUCCUGCAGCAGUGAAGCCACUUACGGCAAGGAGGGCAAUUCAAGGAAUGGAAUCAUCUUUGAAGGAGGGGAUUCGUUUAGUGAUCCAGAGACUGAAAAUUUGUUACAGGCGUUUGACUCGUUCCGUGCACCUUCUCUUGCUUACGUGAAUGGUGUCGUUGUGGCCACCGUUGAAGCGCAUUACACAAACUCCACGGAUAACAAAUCGUGUGUCAGUCUUGCUGCAAGGUCGAUGGAAAGCAGUGGAGGGGAGUGGACAAAUGGAACUGCCAUCGUGUUUGAUCAUUACGACGUGAAAAUUGACCGCCUGUUGAGUCCAACAACCUUUGUGGAUGAAAGAGAUGGUGCAACAAAUGCUCUUGUCGGGGGUUAUGGCACGUCAACGACUCCAUUGACGGAGGUGACUGGUGAUGGUAAAUAUUGGGCGCCCAGGAUAGCGGCUGGUAGUUUGAUUCCGUAUGACGAUGAGGAAAAGAAGGAGUUUAAGUGGAACCAGGUUGCAAGCACGUCAGGAGUUCCACAUGACCUUUGGGAGAGUGAACGCACAAACCCCAAACGCUUCAAACAAUUUCUGGGUGGUGGUGGCGCAGGCAUUAAGAUGGAGGAUGAUGGUCGCUACGUGCUGCCUAUUCAAGCCUUGAAGGAUGAUGGAAAGGUUGUUUCGUUGGUUAUCCUCGCCAAAAAAACUUCUUAUGGCUGGGAGUUUUCAAAUGGUACGAGUGAUGAGGGAUGCAUCCAGCCUGCGGUUCUUGAAUGGAAGGAAAAAGAGCUUAUAAUGAUGACGUCGUGUGAUGACGGCAGCCGCAGGGUUUACAGGUCAAGCACCAUGGGGAAUUUGUGGACGGAGGAAUACGACACUCUUUCACGCGUGUGGGGCAACUCACGUACACGUGUGGGGCACGGCGCGCAGGGUGGCUUCGUCAGCGCGAUGAUCGAUGGACAGAAAGUCAUCCUCGUCAGUCGGCCGGUAUAUUCUGAGAAGGAUAAAAAAGAAACGGGCCGACUUCACUUGUGGCUGACGGACAUGCAGCGAAUUUAUGAUGUUGGGCCGAUAUCCGCUGUGGGUGAGAACGUCGCCGCCAGCACUCUGCUGUACGCCACGGUCGAAGCGCAGCCAUUGAAAGAGGAAGAACCGAAGGAAGAGAAGAAACUGUACUGCUCGUACGAGGUCGCUGCAGAGGACGGUAAGUACAACAUUGCUUUUGUGGGCUUGACGGAGAAGUUGGAGGAUAUGAGGAAGGUAUUGGCUGCAUGGAAGGAAAAGGACGCGCAAAUUGCGAAGGAGUACCGCUGCGGGAAUGAAAAGAAUAAUUGGCGCAGUGGCUGUGAUGCUCGUGAACUCACCAAGGGGCUGGUUGGCCUCUUAUCCAACAAGUCAACUAAGAACACAUGGAGUGACGAGUACCUCUGCGUGAAUGCAACCGUUCACGGGGAAGUGGAAAGUGCUCCUGAUGGUGGAUUGACGUUCAAAGGACCCGGAGCAGGGGCGAAGUG
Trypanosoma cruzi is the source of this 1661-nucleotide messenger RNA. RefSeq names its product trans-sialidase, putative. Gene Ontology annotation, molecular function: exo-alpha-sialidase activity. The transcript has a single exon. The record is from RefSeq and is a predicted model, not a curated record. The annotation marks the transcript as partial. NCBI's taxonomy places the organism in Eukaryota, Euglenozoa, Kinetoplastea, Trypanosomatida, Trypanosomatidae. Gene Ontology annotation, cellular component: membrane; intracellular membrane-bounded organelle; cytoplasm. Gene Ontology annotation, biological process: ganglioside catabolic process; oligosaccharide catabolic process.